AUGAGCGUGGCUGUGGUGGGCGACGACGCGGCGGCCAACAGGGCCGUCGCGGACGUCAUCGGCAAGUCGCUGUCCUACGCCGUCCUGCACACUCCUGACAUCAUCAAGAAGGCGACGGGGAUGUCGGUCGCGAGCAUAGUCAAGGAGGAGGGCGCGCCGGCGCUCGCUGCGGUGGAGCUGCAGGUCGCGUCCGAGCUCUCCACGCAGCUCCGGUCCGUCGUAUCCUUUGCGGGUGACGGCGUCGGCGUUGCCGCCCGUGGUUCGGCUUGGAGGUACAUGUUCGGCAUGUUCUCGAUCUGGCUCGACACCGACCCGGGCGCGAGCGAGGCCGAGGCGCCCCAGCGCGGCGCGUACGACAACGCCGAGAUCCGGAUCGACCUCCCCGCUGCGGCCGCAAUGGCCGGGGACGACGCCACGCCGUCGCAGGUUGCGCAGGCGGCGGCGGCGCAGGCGAUGCGGGGCCUGAAGGAGCUCCUGCGUCGCCAGUCGGAGCUGCCGAGGAACAAGGCCCUUUACAUCAAACUGGGGUGCAGGGGCGACUGGCCGGAGAUCCAGCACCCGGACUGGCGCAACCCCGAGGACGAGGCUGCGGCUGCGGAGAGCGCGUGA
Messenger RNA from Pedinophyceae sp. YPF-701, 609 nucleotides. The record is from the annotation of a GenBank genome assembly. Lineage: Eukaryota; Viridiplantae; Chlorophyta; Pedinophyceae.